AUGUGGUUGCUUCUCAUAAUUGUUCUAUUACUUUCUGCAAUAUUAUUAUCGCAUCGAAACCAAAAACAACGUCGCGAUGCUGUGGCCAAUCUCCCCGGACCUUACUGUCUUCCGUUAAUCGGACCGGUUCAUUUAAUCUUAACUGCCAACCAAAAAAACUUCUUUGAUAUUAGUCGAAAACAUGUAAGUAAAUAUGGACGUAUCGUAAAGGUGUGGAUCUUCCAUCGUCUGCUGAUCUUCAGUGUUGAUGUGGAGUUAAGCGAACAGUUGCUCUCCAGCCAGACGCACUUGGUCAAGCAUCCUGUGUACAAGACGCUUGCACAGUGGCUGGGUAAUGGAUUACUGUUGAGUGAUGGACGGACAUGGCAUCAGCGUCGGAAAAUAAUAACGCCUACCUUCCACUUCAAGAUACUUGAGCAGUUUGUGGAAGUCUUCGAUCAACAGUCGUCAACGUGUAUUGAGCGUUUGGCAGAGCGUGCAGAUGGUCUCACUGCCUUCAAUGUUCAUCCUUAUAUAUGUCUGGCUGCUCUGGACAUUAUAGCGGAGACAGCUAUGGGCACAAAAGUCUACGCACAAACAGCAGAGAGCACUCCUUAUGCAAAGGCAGUGAAUGAGUGCACCGAGCUCCUUGCUUGGCGUUUGCUAAACAUUUUCCUACAGAACGAGGUCAUCUUUACGCUGACACAACCCCACUUGAAGCUACGCCAAAAGAAACUAAUAGGAAUUAUGCAUGAGUUCACCAACAAGGUAAUCGAGCAGCGUCGAAGUGCACUGGAAGCUAGGCAGCGCCAGGGGCAGGUUAAUGCAUAUAAUGAUGUGGGCGCUAAGCAACGUAUGGCCCUUUUAGAUGUACUCCUGCAGGCCACCGUCGAUGGCAAGCAAUUGACGAAUGCAGAGAUACGUGAGGAAGUCGACACUUUCAUGUUCGAGGGUCAUGACACGACUACAUCAGCUAUAUGCUUUACCCUCGUCCUCCUCUCGCGCCAUCCCGAAGUACAGGAGAAACUGCUGGCAGAAGUAUGCGAAGUGUUGGGCUCAGAUAACAAACGGCCUAUAACAAUGCGAGACCUGACCGACCUUAAGUACAUGGAGAGCGUUAUAAAGGAGUCAUUGCGAACGUAUCCACCCAUUCCAUUGAUUGGUCGCAAAUUACAGGAAGAUUUUAAGUACACCCAUUCCAAGUAUGGCGAUGGUGUCGUACCAGCGGGUACGGAAAUCAUCAUAGGCAUAAUGGGAUCAUUGAACGAUGCAGAGCAGUUUCCAGAACCUAACAAGUUUCGCCCUGAGCGUCAUGAGGACGGUGCACCCUCAAGUGCCUAUGCCAUGAUACCCUUCAGUGCUGGUCCACGCAACUGUAUCGGGCAGAAAUUCGCCCUAUUGGAAAUGAAAGUCAUGCUGGCCAAGAUUGUACGUGAGUUUGAGCUGCUGCCUUUGGGUGAGGAAGUAAUGCCCGUGAUCAAUAUAGUGAUGAGCUCGAAAACGGGUUUCCAACUGGGUAUGCGAAGGCGCAUCGACACCAAUAAUGUGGCACCUUCUUAGAGGACACUGAAAAUUUAAAGGAUAUUAACAACAAAAUUGUAGUGAUAUUAUAACUGCU
Scaptodrosophila lebanonensis is the source of this 1597-nucleotide messenger RNA. It is a transcript of the gene Cyp4d8, whose product is annotated as cytochrome P450 4d8. The coding region runs from base 1 to 1539 and encodes 512 amino acids. Gene Ontology annotation, molecular function: monooxygenase activity; oxidoreductase activity, acting on paired donors, with incorporation or reduction of molecular oxygen; iron ion binding. NCBI's taxonomy places the organism in Eukaryota, Metazoa, Arthropoda, Insecta, Diptera, Drosophilidae. The transcript is spliced from 4 exons. The record is from RefSeq and is a predicted model, not a curated record.